This is a messenger RNA of Parasteatoda tepidariorum (common house spider), 692 nucleotides long. RefSeq lists its product as uncharacterized. Lineage: Eukaryota; Metazoa; Arthropoda; Arachnida; Araneae; Theridiidae. The record is from RefSeq and is a predicted model, not a curated record.
CUUUAGUCGGCAAUCUUAUUCUUGAGAACACUCCUGAUGUGGUGUAAUUCUUAUCAGCAGUAGAAAUAACAGUUUAAAAAAAUUUUAUCACCUAUAGUUCAAACAUUUGGUUUGUAUGAUACCAAAAAGCAUAGAAUCUUAUUUUUAUUUUCGUAGACCGGAUUUAGAGGGGAAAUAAUAAAAAUGAAAUUUUUCUUGAUCUGUGCAGGCAUUCUACUUUGUUUUGGGUUAACCAAAGCUGAAACCUGUAAUUGUGUUAGCUACCUAAUUUCCGAGAAUGGACUUUCAAGAGAAAACAGAAUUACUUCAACUGAAUAUGAUAUCGAGAAUACCAAAUGUGAUGGGGAUGGUAUCAUGAAGUGUAAAGAUUUCUGCGUUGAAAUGUACGCAGAACUGACAGACGGCGGCAAAACAUGCGUCGUGAUGCCGGGAGAUCACCAAAAAGUUGGAGAUUGGAUGUGUCAAGCCCUCAACAGGAACGUAUGUAAUGCACGAGUUGGAAUUUUCGUGCAGAGCUGUGGCAGUGAUCCGGUCGAUACAGGUUUCCGGUUUAAGGAAAGCAUAUGCUGCAAAUCGGGAAAAAGCGCGCAUUGUUAAAGAGUUCGUGGCUUUUUGCAUUUAAACAUACUAUAGCUCAAGCAUUUAUGAUGUAAGUCUGAAAUGUUCAGAUUAAAAAAAGGCAUCAUUUUGAA